GUCACAUACUUGUUGAGUCCUUACUAGACAUCAGCUAUUAUUAAGGAUCUUCAAUAUCUUUUAACGCAGGGAUGGAAAGUGAUGUUGAAAUCACACUUAUUCCUAGUGUAGCCACAACAGAAGUGGAAACCAAAAAUUUUGGAGACGAGGAAAAGAAUGAUGGCAUUUUUGCUUAAAUGGAGGCUUUGUUCCUAUCAUUGGGAUAAUGCUGCCUAUGCCCACUCAUUCACCCAACACUCAGCAGAUGUUUAUUGAGUGUUUCCUACAUGCGACACAUUAUACUAGGCUCUGGGUGAUGGAGUGAAGAUACAGGAAAAAACGAGCUCAGCAGUUACAAUGGUGAAAUGAGUUGCCUUUCAGCUUCUUCUGACCUAGGCCUUCACUAUAAGAAACAUUGCUCAGUCUACCUUCUCAGGCUGACAGGGGCCUACCUCCUCAAUUAUAAGUACAAAAACACUUUGUAAGCUAAACAAACACAGUUUAUAAUGUACUCACAUCAUGUAUUAUCAGCAUAAUACUUUUCUUUUAUCCCUUUGGUAACAUGAAAAAUUGAGAAAUCAACUUAAAAUUAGUCAAUUUUUCUAAAAUUGCUGAGUCUGCAAGUGACUGAGAGGUUUCUGUUCCCCAAGCCUUACUGCCUGGGCCCAAUUUUGAACAAUUUGGCAUUUUGUGACUUGCCUCUAUUUUCCACAAUCAUCUCAGCUUUUAAUUAAACCCAGUGCGACGUCUCCAUGGCAAUGACUCUGGCACACACCGGGAGACCUCAGAAGAACCACCCGCUGCCAAUAAAUAUAAUGAAAGCACCAACACUUCACGGUCACUAUUAGCUGUGAGUUGCGGUCUUUGGUCAGUGGCACAAAAUGGCAGGAGGAGACUAGAUACAUUUGACUUUGGUCGGGGUCUAAGUCCCCAGACCAUCAUCUCAUUUCUACCCCUGAAUACAGAUCAGUAGCCUCUUCCCAUUUUGACAUUCCCUCUUUCAGCACUUCAACUUGGAUUCUUUCUUCUGUAGCUGCUCAGUCUCCGGCUCCUCUAAGGGAGAUGGAAAGGUGAAUACGCAUCUGUCUCGGCUGAGCACCUACAACAUUUAGAAACUGGACAACAGACAGGAAAUGAGAGUAAACAGCUGUCCGCCCAGUGGGAUCUGUGUUUUCACAUCUCAGGUAAGAGACAGAGAAAGGUGAUGGGGCCCAUGGUGAUACAGUAUGAGUAGCAGAAAAGACAGAGGCACAAUUAAGGAUGUGGGCUCUAAAUAACUAGAUUAUUAAGUUUUAAAGUGAAUUACCACAAAAUUAUAUGUAUACACUUUAUACAUAUUCUAAAUUAACUGAUUCAUUGCCCUUCCUAAAUUUACACAGAUGUUGUCUUGAUUCUGGUUUAAUUCAACACAGGACAAUGAUAUUUUCAUGGCAAAAUCUUAAAUAACAAUUUCUUUGAAAAAAGGGCUGUACUAGACAAAGUUACAGUACCUAAUACAGAGCCGAGAACUUAGUGAGUGCUCUACGAAUAAUUAUAGUUCACAGAUAAUAAAGAAACAAGGAAAACUGCCCUCUGGGAACUCAAAAACUGGCAGAAACACUAGCACAAGCACAUAGAGAACAGGUAGACUCAGGAAAAGAGUAAAUGCACAAAAAAAUUUACAAAAAGUAAAUGCUAUACACAAAGUGAAAGUAUCUGCACGGUGAUCAUCUUCCUGAUAAACAUCUUUCUUUGAAAGACAAAGUCCUAUGUUCUGUUGUUAAUAAUUCCACUCAGUUGCUUUUUAUCUUGGGGUCAUGAUAGCACUUUGUGAAGUUCAGUUUCUUCAUCUGUCAAAUAAGAUUACUAGGCUAGAUCUUUAAGGUCCCCCAAAGCUGUAACAUUUAUGACUCAGGCUUUCUAGAAAUACCCCUGAGUAAGAGACAAGGACUAAUGCAACAUGCCUUUCCCGAUCCUGAGAAAGAAAACCUUCUUUAUCCUGUUACAUCCUUCCUGAAACCAAUAAACAUUCAAAAAGCAUCAUGAACUCUUCUCCAUAGUGCCAGCCCUCCCUGCCCCUUUCCAAUUCCAACUUCUAAUUACAGAACUAAUAAUUGUAUAACACUAACCCAUUGCAAAAACACUGUCUCAUCCAUUUUGGAAAAAACUUAAGAGUUAGUUUCGCUGAUAUCAGAAUAAAGCCCAUUAUAAAGAUGAGGAAAUCAAUUCGGACAGUUAUGUGUGAAAGUCCGACAGCUAAUAAAUGGUGGAGUUGAGACUUGAACCCAUAACAAAAUUUUAAUAGAAGUCUUAUUCACUAAAUACCUUCAUAUUGAAGGAGGGUGGCAGAAUUAUGCUUUUUCUUUCUCACCUGCAGAUGUCAAAAUUGACGCUGAUAGACUGGGAAAAUACUCCCCAAAGAACUUAAUUGAGUUUUUUGAGUUUGUGGCCUCAACAUGAAGCUUAUGGACAGAUGUCAAUGGUUUUCCAAUUGACCUUCUAUAGCUGCCUGGUUAAACGUUUAAAACACUUCCAAGACUUUGAAUCAUCAAAUUGAAAGUCAUAUGUCAGCUUCCUUGAUCUUUUGGACAUAAAUAGAAAGAAGAUUUCCACAUGCAAGUUUUCAACAGAACCACUGUGGUCACACAGUUCAUCCUGGUGGGCUUUUCCAGCCUGGGGGAGCUCCAGCUGCUGCUUUUUGUCAUCUUCCUUCUGCUGUACUUGACAAUCCUGGUGGCUAAUGCAACCAUUAUGGCUGUCAUCCGCUUCAGUUGGACGCUACACACGCCCAUGUAUGGCUUUCUAUUCAUCCUUUCCUUUUCUGAAUCCUGCUACACAUUUGUCAUCAUCCCUCAGCUGCUGGUCCACUUGCUCUCAGCCACCAAGACUAUCUCCUUCGUGGCCUGUGCUACCCAGCUCUUCUUUUUCCUUGGUUUUGCCUGUACCAACUGCUUUCUCAUUGCAGUCAUGGGGUAUGAUCGCUAUGUGGCAAUUUGCUAUCCCCUGAGGUACACACUCCCCAUGAGCAAAAGGCUAGGGUUGGGGUUGGUUUCCCUGUCAGGAGUCACAGGGCUCUUAAUUGCUUUGGUGGCCACCAACCUCAUCUGUGACAUGCCUUUUUGUGGCCCAAACAGGGUCAACCAGUAUUUCUGUGACAUGGCACCUGUUAUCAAGUUGGCCUGCAAAGACACCCACAUGAAAGAACUGGCACUAUUCACCCUCAGCAUCCUGGUUAUCAUGGUGCCCUUUUUGCUAAUUCUCAUAUCUUAUGGCUUCAUUGUUAACACCAUCCUGAAGAUCCCCUCAGCUGAGGGCAAGAGGAAAGCCUUUGCCACCUGUGCCUCCCACCUCACUGUGGUCUUUGUCCACUAUGGCUGUGCCUCCAUCCUCUACCUUCGACCCAAGUCCAAGUCUGCCUCAGACAAGGAUCAGUUGGUGGCAGUGACCUACACUGUGGUUACUCCCCUACUUAAUCCUCUUGUCUGCAGUCUGAGGAACCAGGAGGUGAAGACCGCACUAAAAAGAUUUCUGGGCAUGCCUGUGGCAACCAAGGUGAUCUAAAGAAAAAUUUAAAAUUUAACCAGAAAGUCAAGGGAGAAGUCAAAGGCAUGACAUUUUCUCUGUCCCUUUAUCAGUCUAUGUAUGACUUGGGCAAUGUGUCCAAGGAUUGAGAUCACUGUUGUUUCUUCUUUCCUCUCAUUCUAGAAAAAGUUUGGGCCACUCUACAGGCUACAUUGUCCAAUGUCUGGUCAAAAAAGGACUCACACUUGACAAAGAGAGGAAAGCAUGCUGGUUUCUCAAGGGAAAACACAAUCACCAAGCUGAAAGGAGGACAAGGAUUACUUUUCUGUUUGGAUUGAGAAAACAGGGUCUGUAGUUACUGGAAGAACCUUAUUCAGAAUACAAGCAUUCAUAAUAAAUGCACUAUGUGUCAAGCUCUAUCCUAAGUGAAAAAAUUAAGAUGAAUAAUUGAUAGUUUAUGGAGGUAGAGGAGUAGGAAGGUAGAAAGACAAGCAAUGAAAAGAAAAGGUAAUGCAAGAUAAUCAGACCUGUUAAAAUCAUAUAAACAAAAGUUUAUCAGAAACAAAAGAAGAAAUAUUUAAUUCCUUCUGAAAGAAAACAGCUUUGUAGUAAGUGGGACAAGGGGAGUGAAAAUUUGAGCUAGGGCUUAAAAGGAGAACAAGAUUUCAAUAACAGGAAACUAGAUUUUCCCGUGACAAAAACAUUAGUCAAUAUUACUAGAAUUGUUGAUUUUUUAAACCUUAAUAGUAGAUUUUUUUAUUAUGUUAAUUUUAACUUUAAUCUAGUUUCUUCUUUUGCAUUGUCUUUGUAUGAUUUAAGUCUUCCAGAGGAUGUAGUUCUAUUUUAAUAAUGGACUAAAAUAACCACCAAUGGCAUUUUCACACUUUCUGCUCAGGUGGAAUGUAAUGCUCUGAAGAGGCAAGAAUGUCCCAAGGCUUUCGGCUGACCACCCCUCCAAUGGCCAUAAUAUAAAACUUAUUUGAAUCUAACCUUUUCAUUGUAAUAAUUGAGACUAUAAACGCUAAACAUAAUUGAUUUCAAAUCCCAACUCUGUAGUUUUCAAGCUAUGUACUUUGAGACAAGUUAUUUAAAACUGUUGAAACUGGUGAGCCUUGAGCUUUUCAUCUGGACAACUAAGACUCUUUUUUAGUUAAUAUGUGAAUUAUCGAGCUAGCACAGUGCUUGUUUUCUGGUUGAGAAAGUCAAUAACUCUUCAUUAUACCCUUUUGCUGUCCACUUCCACAACCCCAACCAGAAUAAAAAUCUCCAGACUUAUUAAAAUUAUACUGCAUCACAAAAAUGAAAGACUAUUUGUCAUUAAUUCAGUGACCAUAGAAAUUACGUAUAAAUGAGGAAAAUGUUCCAUAUAAUAGAUUAACCAGCAUGCUGUCUUCCCUCUGUAAAGCCCCCUGGCUGAUUCCAUUGCACAAAAACACUCAUGCCAAAUAGAUUACUUUCUAGUUUGCCUGCAUAUUUCAGCCUCUACAAGUUAAGUCAGAUGAGUUUGUUCCCCAAAGCAUUCACAGUGGUUGUACUUAUUGUUCUAUUAGUUCUAUUGGUGAAAUAUAAUUUUAUGUUAUGUAACCUAGUGAAGUACGAUUACAUAAAAGAUUAUUUAUUUCUAAAAGAGCCAAAUUGAGUGCUUUGGAAAAAUUGAGUAUGAGCAAAAGAAUCACAGAAGAAAACCAAAUCAUAAAAACCUAGAUGUGUUAUGUGCUUGGAUUAUUUGCCAGUGUCUCUAAAUUCCUGAUCAUCUUUAAAUCCAUUAGGAUUCAAUGAAUGCAUUAUGAUUGGGCUUACGGUGUAUGUACUCUGAAGAGCUCCAAUCAGUAGUCUAAUACUCAAAGUAGAAGCCUUAUUCCUCAAUCAAAAAAUUUAUAAAUAUAUGUAUAUUUAAAUGUUUUGAGUUGAAAUAAAACAUUUAAGUUAUA
Trichechus manatus latirostris (Florida manatee) is the source of this 5411-nucleotide messenger RNA. Its product is annotated as olfactory receptor 10T2. The transcript has 3 exons. Lineage: Eukaryota; Metazoa; Chordata; Mammalia; Sirenia; Trichechidae. The record is from RefSeq and is a predicted model, not a curated record. Gene Ontology annotation, molecular function: G protein-coupled receptor activity; olfactory receptor activity. Gene Ontology annotation, cellular component: plasma membrane. Gene Ontology annotation, biological process: detection of chemical stimulus involved in sensory perception of smell; G protein-coupled receptor signaling pathway. Bases 2572 to 3519 code for a protein of 315 amino acids.